UUUCUUUUUUUUUUUUUUUUUUUUUCAUGUAUCGCCAUCCUCAUUCCUCCUCUUCUUUUUCUUUUUUUUUUCCCCAAGUAUUUAUCACCAGCUUCAUUUUUUUUUUAGGUACCAUUCCCAGCAGCGUCCUUGAGUUUGAGAAAGUAAGUUCCAGGUUCCCGUUUCUUCAUUCCUCUUCUUUGAAUUCCAGUUUUUUUGAAGUAUUUCUUUCAUUUUUACACAUUCAAAGUGAGAUAAAAAUGAUAUUUUUACACAUUUUUAAGGGAUAAAAUGUAUAUUUUCGUAAUGGCAGUAACUUUGGGAAUAAAAUGUCAUUUAAGUGAUAAAAAUGACAUCUAUGAGAUAAAAUGACAUUGUUACACAUUCUCAGAUUUUACACAUUCAGCAUACAAAUUUUACACAUUUGAUUAUAUAAUUUUGGUUUUGUAUAGAAUUGUUUUAUAUAUAUAUAUAUAUAUAUUUAUUAUUCUUAUAGUUAUAAUCAAGAUGGAACCGUGUCGAUUAAUAUUUUCCGAGGAAGAACACAACAGUGAGGGUCCUAACACUCCACGAGACCAACAAGAGCAAACUGGAUCUCAGUAUACCAAGAAUCAAAAGGUUGAAGAACCGAAGGUUGAUAUGAUAUUUGAGACUCAAUCAGAUGUUAUUGAAUACUACACAAAAUAUGCCAAACAAGAGGGAUUUGGAGUGUCGAAAAGAACAUCGACUACUGGAGAUUAUGGGGAGGUAAAAUAUUUCACCAUAGCAUGCAGUCGCCAUCAUAAGCCAAUAAGCAAGUCAUCAAAAGUUGAUCAGCCAAAACUGAUAGGAGGGACAGGUUGCAAGGCUAAGAUUAAUGUAAAGCAAAUAGCAGAUGGAAGGUAUCAGUUAUCCAAUGUUGUCAUCGAACAUAAUCAUGCAGUAAGCCCGAGUAUGUCAAGACAUAUUGCUUGCCAUAAAAAAUUGUCAAGUUGGUCAAAAAAAAUAAUUGAAAUGAUGGAUAAAGCCGGAAUCCGUCCGGCUAAAAAUUACAAAGCUAUACUUGUUGAAGGGGGUGGAUAUGAGAAUCUCACUUUUGGAGAGAAAAAGAGCAGGAAUCAUAUCAACAAAAUUCGUAAUGAGUUGCUUGGGAAGGAGAUGCAGAGCCAUUUCACAAGUAUUUGGUGCGGCAGCAAGAGAAAAAUAAUGGUUUUUUCUAUGCAAUGGAUCUAGAUGAAGAAGGGAGGUUGAGAAAUGUGUUUUGGGCGGAUGCCCGAAGUAGGGCAGCAUAUGAAUCAUUUGGAGAUGUCAUAACAUUUGACACAACGUAUUUGACAAAUAAAUAUAAAAUGCCAUUUGCCCCUUUUGUGGGAGUCAACCACCAUGGCCAAUCGAUACUUUUUGGAUGUGUCUUAUAUCAAACGAGGACACAGAUACAUUUGUGUGGUUAUUCGACUUGUGGUUGAGGUGUAUGUCAGGACGGGCUCCUAAUGCGAUUAUAACCGACCAAGAUAGGGCAAUGAAAGCGGCAAUAGCAAUUGUUUUUCCAAGAGCCAAGCAUAGAUUUUGUUUAUGGCACAUUUUAUUCAAAUUGCCUCA
Juglans microcarpa x Juglans regia is the source of this 1557-nucleotide messenger RNA. Its product is annotated as protein FAR1-RELATED SEQUENCE 5-like. Lineage: Eukaryota; Viridiplantae; Streptophyta; Magnoliopsida; Fagales; Juglandaceae. The record is from RefSeq and is a predicted model, not a curated record. The transcript has 2 exons. Bases 487 to 1191 code for a protein of 234 amino acids.